GCACUGUUGUUGUUGUUUUGCUCCCAUUACGGUGUAGUUUACCCGUGUGCAAGUCCUACGCCAUUCAGCGGCAUCGUCGUCUUUUCCCGUGUGUGUGUGUGGCAUCAGAUCACAAUUUUGCUAUUGUUCCCCCCCCCUUCCCCGCCACGUCGGCUUCUCUCGUCUCACAGCAGCAAAGAAGGACACACCAACGCAAUGCAGCUCUUGUACCAGAAGAACCCCGAGAACGCGCCGGCGCAGAAAAUUCUCGCCGCGGCGGCGUACACCGGCGUUGAGCUUACCCCGGUGCCGUGCGAUGAGAACAAGACGAGUGCCGAAGGCGCCGAGCGCGCGUUGGGCGACCCGUGCGGCGAGUACCCGGUGCUGGAGGUGGGCGACGGCGCAGACGCCUCCGUCUUCGGUGCGAAUUCAAUCCUGCGCUACGUGGCCCGUGCGGGCGUUGAGGAUGUCCUGCACCCCUAUGGCCGCACCCCGUUUGAAGCGAGUCAGGUGGACAUGUGGUUGGACUUCGCUAGCACCGAGAUCGACGCGGCGAACAUGCCUUACAUCGAUAUGUCCUACUACAAGACGGCGAACGACGUCCCGGCGGACGCGCUGGACGCCGUGCGGGCGGUGCUGGCUGGGUUGGAGGAGGUGCUGAGCGUGCGCACCUUCCUCGUCGGUGAGCGCAUGACGAUUGCCGACAUCGCCGUUGCCUUCUCCAUUCAGUGGGUCUACCGGUGCAAUCGCAAGCACGGCGACACCCUGGCGAAAGAGUACCGGGCCGUGUACCGUCACUAUAACACCGUCAUGCGCAGCCCGAAGAUUCAGAUGAUGAUGCGCAAGGAGGGCGCUGUCUUGGGACCUCUCCGCGCGUAG
This is a messenger RNA of Leptomonas pyrrhocoris, 858 nucleotides long. Its product is annotated as putative elongation factor 1-gamma. The record is from RefSeq and is a predicted model, not a curated record. Lineage: Eukaryota; Euglenozoa; Kinetoplastea; Trypanosomatida; Trypanosomatidae. Gene Ontology annotation, biological process: translational elongation. Gene Ontology annotation, cellular component: nucleus; cytoplasm. The transcript has a single exon. The coding region runs from base 196 to 858 and encodes 220 amino acids.